This is a messenger RNA of Polyodon spathula (Mississippi paddlefish), 1982 nucleotides long. It is a transcript of the gene eme1, whose product is annotated as essential meiotic structure-specific endonuclease 1. NCBI's taxonomy places the organism in Eukaryota, Metazoa, Chordata, Actinopteri, Acipenseriformes, Polyodontidae. The coding region runs from base 123 to 1832 and encodes 569 amino acids. The transcript is spliced from 10 exons. Gene Ontology annotation, biological process: replication fork processing; mitotic intra-S DNA damage checkpoint signaling; double-strand break repair. Gene Ontology annotation, cellular component: nucleus; Holliday junction resolvase complex. Gene Ontology annotation, molecular function: nuclease activity; DNA binding. The record is from RefSeq and is a predicted model, not a curated record.
UCCGCCUGUCGGUAGUUCGUUUCCGUGUCCCGCCUGCCCCGCAAUAUUCAAGUUUCACAGUUCAGUGGAGGCUCUAGCAGAGCAGAGAAAUCGCCAGUGUUUUACAAGGAUAUUUGGUGGGGAUGGGUGGGAACAAGCAAAACCCAUACUCUAGUGACACUGAUCCCAACAGUGACACUGAGGACCUGCCCACUUUUACCUUCUUGCAGGAGAGGCCUGUCAUCAUAGAGACCCCAGACUCUGCUGGCUCUGUUGCAUUCCCCUCCAGUGUGAAGGAAGAGGCCAUCAUGAUCAGCAGUGAGAGUGAAGAGGAAGUCUUUGUGCCUCUUUCAGAAAGGCUGAAGGGACGAAUUGGAGAUUGCCAUGAAACCAAAGGAACUGGGACCCUUCAGCCCAUGGAGCUCUCAAACCCCUACCCAGCUGGCUCUCUUGAAAAUGUGGUGCCACUGAGGAAAAGUGUUUCAUCAGCAUUCACUAGCCAGCCUGUCCUGGGACUGAAGGGGGCAAUAGAAGUUUGGGACUUCUCCGAUUCUGAGGAGGAGAAUGAAGCACUGAACUCGAGGGGACCUUGUUUCUACAAAUCAGCCACUGCUCGUCCUGUCUACCCAGAGGAGCAUGGCUUGCCAGUAAUGGCAGUAGUGACAUCAGAGCUCACCCCCCUGAAGAGGAAGCCAGUGAAGCGCAGCAAGGCACAGGUAGAGCAGGCCAGGUUGGAGGCACUGAGGAAGAGGACAGAGAAGGACAAGCAGAGGGCUGAGCGGGAAAAUCACAAGCAGGAGCUGGAGCAGGAAAGGGCGAAGAAGAAAUGUAUGGCUGAUGCAGUAAAAGCCCUCAGGCCAGAGGAGUGUCUGAAGUACUUGGUGGCCACUAUCGAUCCAGCUCUCUUACAGGUGGAAGGUGGAGGACAGCUGCUCACCAUGCUGCAGGCUCUGGGCUGUAGCUGUGCCAUUGAGAGCCAGGCAGUGCCUCACAGUGUCACCUGGAGACGCAGGGUCACCCUCACACAGGGUGAAGAAGCAGUGUGUGUUCCUGAGCCCCAUGCUGUGAUCUACGUGCCAAUGGAAGAUUUUGUCUACAUGGUCCACAGCUAUAAACAGGAGCAACAAGGCUGUGCCUCCAAUAGUAUCCCAUCUCUGAUCAGCUGGACUCGAGGCAUUUUAGGGAUGAGCGCAGGCAGGACUCCAGCACUGGCCGUUGUUAACAUGGAGAAAUACUUCAGGUCCCAGAAAUCUCAGAACCAGAAGAAACAUCGUCAGGCUGUGCUAGGGGAGGGGGAUGGUAUAAAUAAACGAAAGAAGAGGAGAGAGGGAGAGCUGCUGCCAGACGUGUCCCGGGUGGACUUGGAAGAGGCUCUAGUGGACCUGCAGCUGCACACAGAGGUUCAGGUUCGCUUCCUGGAGACCUGGAAGGAGUUUUCUGAUUACAUUGCUAUGGUAACCAAAGCUGUGGCUGAAGCACCAUUCAAGCAUGAGCGUAACCAAGCGGGUUUCUCCUUCUACCUGGAGAGUGAGUGGUCGGGAGGGUGCAAGGUGGACCGCAGUGGAAAGGGACUCAUUCAGGUGUGGAAGAGGCAGAUCCAACAGUUUAACCGCGUCAGCCCUGAAAUUGCCAGUGCCAUCCUGGCUGCAUACCCCUCGCCACAGCUGCUUGUCCGGGCAUAUCGUAAAUGCAGCAGUGAUCAGGAGAGGCACACCCUUCUUGCAGAUAUUCUAGUUCGCCGAGGUGAGGGGGUGACUUCAACAUCUCGCCGUGUCGGACCAGAGCUCUCCAAGCGCAUCUAUUUACUGGUGACAUCUCUUGACCCUGAGCUGUCAUUGGAGGCCACAGGCUAGAUAACGAAGCCAUAAAUAUAGAAGCUGACACUUUCAAGAUGGAGAUAUUUCAUGAUAUGUUGAAAAAUACUAAUUCAAAAUGAUUUCUUUAAAUUGUGUAAUGUUUAAUGAUAAUAAAAAAGUCUGGUAUUGCCUGAUACUUUACUUGCC